Eruca vesicaria subsp. sativa (arugula) is the source of this 561-nucleotide messenger RNA. Lineage: Eukaryota; Viridiplantae; Streptophyta; Magnoliopsida; Brassicales; Brassicaceae. The record is from the annotation of a GenBank genome assembly.
AUGGACUGGGCGGGACUUUCCUCUAGAUCAAGCUCUCUUACAGUUGGAGAGCAACUCUGCGCCGUCUUCAUACCUUUCUUUGCCAUUAUUGACUUCUUCUUCUCCACCGUUGGACAAUGCUUCGAUUGCCGCAGCCGCAGCCCAUUGCCUCAGAUAUGUCAGCACGUGAAUCUUGCUCUUCUUGCCGUUGAUUCUCCUUUUUCAGUUAAUGAAGUUGAAGCAUUGUAUGAGUUAUUCAAGAAACUGAGUUGUUCAAUUAUUGAUGAUGGCUUGAUUCACAAGGAAGAGCUUCAGCUAGCGCUUUUCCAAGCUCCACAUGGUGAGAACCUCUUUCUUGAUAGGGUUUUUGAUUUGUUUGAUGAAAAGAAGAAUGGGGUUAUAGAGUUUGAGGAAUUUAUCUAUGCGUUGAGUGUGUUUCAUCCCUAUGCACCAAUCGAGGAGAAGAUUGACUUUGCAUUUAGACUCUAUGAUUUACGACAAACCGGAUUUAUUGAGCGAGAAGAGGUGUAUCAAAUGGUGGCUGCUAUUUUGAUGGAAUCUGAAAAUGAUUCUUUCCGAUGA